Plutella xylostella (diamondback moth) is the source of this 1342-nucleotide messenger RNA. RefSeq names its product retinol dehydrogenase 13. NCBI's taxonomy places the organism in Eukaryota, Metazoa, Arthropoda, Insecta, Lepidoptera, Plutellidae. The record is from RefSeq and is a predicted model, not a curated record.
AUCUCGUGUUGACGUAUUCAAUUCAGUGCUAGUCCGUAGCGCUAGUGUCAAGUCGUUCAAGUACGCAGAAAAAUAUUAUAUUUACAAAAUAUUAACGUUGGUAAUUCACCGGUUUACAGAGCACGUUUUACUUUUGAUUGAAUCUGCACUCGUGACUCGGUGUAACUACAAAACAGACACCAUGCCAUUAUUUAGCGGCCGCUGUCUGAGUACGGCCAAACUUAUUGGUAAAACGGCUCUGAUAACUGGAUGCAAUACCGGGAUUGGAAAAGAGACUGUUCUGGAUUUUUAUAAAAGAGGUGCAAGAGUUAUAAUGGCCUGUCGAAGUAUGGAAAAGGCAGAGGAAGCAAAGUCAAAUAUUGUAGAUGCGUGCAAAGAUUUACCAGAUGUUGGUGAACUAGUCCUGGUUAAAUUGGACCUUACAUCCUUGAAGUCCGUCAGGCAAUGCGCACAGCAUAUUGUGGACUCAGAACCACAAAUAAAUAUUCUAGUAAAUAAUGCUGGAAUAAUGAUGUGUCCAAAAGGAGAGACGGAAGAUGGGUUUGAAAUUCAGUUCGGAACAAACCAUUUGGCUCAUUUUUUGUUCACAUUACUUUUGCUGCCAAAAAUCAUAAAAAGCACUCCAGCUCGCAUAGUUACUGUAUCUUCAAAAGCUCAUACCAGAUACGGUAUUAACUUCGACGACCUAAACUACAAGAAACGACGAUACAACGCUGCUGAAGCAUAUUCACAAAGCAAGCUUGCUAACGUAUUGUUCUCCAGGGAACUUGCGAAGAAACUCAAGGAACAUAACAUCGAAGGAGUCAAUACAUACAGCUUACACCCCGGCGUAAUCAAGACUGAAUUGGGUCGUCAUUUAAAUGACACUCUGUUUCCAGGUGCUCGCCCAAUAAUAGGCUUUGUACUUUCACCUUUUAUGAAAAACCCGGAACUUGGUGCGCAGACUACCAUCUACUGCUCAGUAGAUGAGAAAUGUGCUGAGGAAACCGGAUUAUAUUACAGUGACUGCGCUGUAACGACUCCUGCACGAAGUGCAUUAAAAGACGAUGAUGCUAAGAAACUGUGGGAUAUAUCAGCUGAAUUGGUGGGACUGGGAGACUACAAUCCAUUUAAAGCACACCAAUGAGCAUAGGUAUAGAGACGCAAAAGACUUUUUUAUUACUUCAUUUUUAAUAUUUUAUUUAUUAUUAUUAUAAUCAGUUAACUUAAUUUAAAUUCAUAUUUUCACUUUACAUAGUAUAAUGGUGUUGUGAACAAAAAAUAACUUUAAUUUAUUUAAAAUAAAUGCAUACAUUAACUAGUUAUAUAUUUUUUAAAUAAAAUAUGUGGGUUAAAAAAAUAA